AUGCGCCUUCUGAAUGCCACCACCCUCCGCCUCGAAACUGUGAACCCAGGUUCCGAGCCCUACGCAAUCCUCUCCCACCGCUGGACCGACGAUGAGGUGUUGUUUAGCGAUCUCCGUGGCUGCUGUGAUACCGCUCUCAGCCAGAACCUGAAGUAUGUGUGGAUCGACACUUGCUGCAUCGACAAGAGCAGCAGCGCCGAGCUUUCAGAGGCGAUCAACUCCAUGUUCCGCUGGUAUAGUAUGGCCGAGGUCUGCUACGCUUACCUGCACGACGCGACGGGUGAGCAGGACUACCUCUCGAGCGAGUGGUUCGAUCGCGGGUGGACGCUGCAGGAGCUCAUCGCCCCGAAGAGGGUAGAGUUCUACGCCAAAAGUUGGACCAAGUUCGGCAGCCGCUCCCAACUGUCCAAAGUACUGAGCAAGAAGACGGGUAUCACGGAGGCGUAUCUCCACGGCACAGACCUCUCGAGGGCGUCCAUUGCCGAGAGAAUGUCCUGGGCCGCGAAGCGCGUGACCACCAGGCCCGAAGACAUGGCCUACUGCCUCCUCGGUAUAUUCAACACUCACAUGAGCCCGAUAUACGGAGAGGGAGGUGGGAUGGCCUUCAUCCGCCUGCAGCGCGAGCUCCUCGAAACAUCCAGCGACCACUCAUUCCUUGCCUGGGGCUCACCAAACGCCCCCGAGACCCUCGCCGUCGCGGCCCCGGAAGCAACGGGCGUCCUGAGCGGCGUGCUCGCGCGUUCGCCAGCCUCUUUCGUGGGGUGCGGCGACGUAGAGACCUGGGACCAAGUCGUGACCGCAACGACCACGCCGAUCAUCAUGCAGAACAUGGGCAUCCAAGCCCGACUG
This is a messenger RNA of Fusarium vanettenii 77-13-4, 849 nucleotides long. RefSeq lists its product as uncharacterized. The record is from RefSeq and is a predicted model, not a curated record. The transcript is spliced from 2 exons. NCBI's taxonomy places the organism in Eukaryota, Fungi, Ascomycota, Sordariomycetes, Hypocreales, Nectriaceae. The annotation marks the transcript as partial.